Messenger RNA from Tetrahymena thermophila SB210, 966 nucleotides. RefSeq lists its product as hypothetical. The transcript has 3 exons. Lineage: Eukaryota; Ciliophora; Oligohymenophorea; Hymenostomatida; Tetrahymenidae. The record is from RefSeq and is a predicted model, not a curated record.
GAUAUUUUAAUUUAACAUAUUUAUUAUCUCAAAUUAUUACUAAAUUAAUUAAAGCCAAAUAGGGAUUAGAUAUAUUCAAUGCAAAACAGUUGCUAAGGAGAAUAGAGCUUGCUGGGCAAUGCUCUUGAAUUUUAUAUUGAGCAAAAUGAAGCUGAGGAUUUCUAAAAUUUUUAUGUCAAUAUUUUGUUCAAUAACCCACCGUAGAAUUUUAAUCAAGUUUAAAUUUAAGAACUUUAUGAAUAGUAGAAUCAAAAUACCUAACGCGUUUCAUCUGUGGCUUAAAGUGAUUAUUAAAAGUGCGAGAAAGAAAGUGAAAAAGAAGAGUAAAGUUUAAACUAGUCGAGCUUGCUCUUUUCCUAUAAUAUAAAAAUAAAUUAAACUAUUUAAAAUGCCUCUCCUGAGAGAAAAAGUCACUUUUCAAUCAACUCAAUUAAGUCAUAUAACUCAGCAAGAUGUUCUGUCAAGUCAAGAAAAAAUAGUCUCAACCUGAUCCUGAAAAGUUAAAGAGAGUAAUCAAGUCAAAGCAAUAGGUAACUAAAUUACUCUAAUUUAAGAUAAAAAAAGCAAGGAAACAUUAAAAUUUCAGAUAUAUUUCAAAAUGAUAAAAACUCUUAGGAAAUAUCUCCUACAAGACUAAUUAGAGAAAAAAUAAAAUUCUAAUCCCCAUACAAUACAAUGUGGAUAGAAAAAACAUUAGAAAAGUCAUUUAAUAUAAAGUUAUAGUUUGAAAAAGACCCAGAUUUUGCAUAUAAUGGAGUAAAACCGAGGUGCAAAGCCUUCAAAAUAUCUAAAAAGGGCUAUGGAAUUAGUCCAUCUAAAGAAAGUAACCAAAAGCUAAGCAACCAAAAUUAAGAAACUAAGGAGGAUGUUUUAAUCAAAGAAAAUAUAUUAAAUAACUAAGAUUUAUAUAAUUUUUAUUAAAAUCAAAAGUAAAUUAAAAAUGUUUUAAUAAAUAAUUUAUUUUGA